Molecule: messenger RNA, 2704 nt
Organism: Hemicordylus capensis (graceful crag lizard)
Lineage: Eukaryota; Metazoa; Chordata; Lepidosauria; Squamata; Cordylidae
Gene: DCTPP1
Product: dCTP pyrophosphatase 1
Exons: 6
Coding region: 181-1221 (346 amino acids)
Biological process (GO): nucleoside triphosphate catabolic process
Molecular function (GO): nucleoside triphosphate diphosphatase activity
Source: RefSeq, a predicted model, not a curated record
CUGGCCAAUCAGAGUCCGCUGGGAGGCGCAAGCUCUCUGUGUUGAACCCGGGAAAACACGUGGUUCAGUAGACGGUCUCUUUGCGGGGGAGGCCCGCUAGGAUUUCCUGUUGCUUUUUCUGCCAAUUCGCGUGUACUCUGCACCAGGGUUUAGAACAGCUUUUGGUUGCCUACUGUCGUCAUGGCAUCUUCCUCCACUCUGACUCCAGCAAAAAAAGGCAGGCGAAUGCAGAAAUAUCGUGAAGAAUGGGAAAAGGAAUUCCCCUGGUUGCGUAAAGUGCAUUAUGAUGCUUUGAAAGCUCAUUGCAGUGCAUGUAACAGAGACUUCUCCAUUUCGCACGGUGGAGUGUGUGAUGUGAAACGGCACGCUGCUGGACAAGGUCACACUCACAGCAUUCAAAUGAGGGCUCCAAGCCCAGCCGUAUCCAAGUUUCUAAUUACUGAAGGUUCAUCAGAAGCCAAUAAGGCCUUACCAAACAUGUCUUCAUCAAUGAGGGACAAAUGUGGGGAAGAAUACUGCAAAGACUGGGAGGAGGAGAAGGAUUCAAAAGACUGGUUUCAGCCACUCAGAGACGAAGAUAAAGCAACCCACAGGUUUUGCAAGUGUGAGAUGCAUGCACACCACUCUGAUCUUCAACAACACAUGGGCAACACCGAGCAGAAAAUGAAUGUGCCUUCAGGUUCUUCUGCACCUCUUGCUGAUGCUGGGCUAAGUGUUUUGAAGCUUUCUGGGACCACAGCCUCCACAUGCCCUGUUUUGCACCCUUUGGCCAGUUCAACAAAGAUAAAAGAGGAAAAAAUAGAGGAGGUGAUGGUGGGAAAUGGGCCCGGAAGCUUAACAGAGACUUUUCAGUUCAGCACUACGCCUACCUUGGAAGACAUUCGAAGCAUCCAAUCUGCGUUUGCAACUGAGCGGGGCUGGGGGAAAUACCACCAGCCUCGGAAUCUUCUUCUUGCCCUCGUUGGAGAGGUGGGAGAGUUGGCAGAGCUCUUCCAAUGGCGAGAAGAUGCCCCUGAAGGCCUACUGGGGUGGACAGCCUCAGAGCGCGAAGCCCUCUCCGAUGAGCUCAGCGAUGUCCUCAUAUACCUGGUGGCACUGGCAGCCAAAUGCCGCGUGGACCUUCCCUCUGCUGCCCUCCGUAAAAUAGAGAAAAACCGCCUCAAAUAUCCAGCCGAGCAAGUCUAUGGGUCGUCCAAGAAAUACACAGAGUAUCAGAAAUGAUAACGGACACUGUCUCCUCUUGGGCAGGGGGAGAUAAACUUACCGGUGUCUUUUUAGAAGUUACAAGUUCUGGGGACUCCAAGGAUGUUUUUGUGACCUGGGGAGUAUCCAGACUCUCAGUUCAAAGUGUGACCCUGCCUCAGGGGUGGUCAACUUGAGACUCUCCAUAGCUGUUAUUGGACUGCAACUCCCAAAUUGCAGUUGGGAGUGCUGGGAGUUGUAGUCCAACAGUGGCUGAAGAGCCUCAGGUUGGGCCCCCUGCCAGAUCUCAUCUUGAUCUUCGUAGAAUGAGACCUGAUUUAAAGGCAGUAGCAACUAGUAGUAAUCUGUCCAUUUGUAAUGGAUUGGGGUGUGUUUGGAAGGAACAGCAAUGCUGUUCUUUCCUUUUCCCUUUUUUAGUUUGUUAAAAUGUCUUGGAUGAUGUGUGCCCCAGCACACAGGAGGAGGAGCAGAAAGACACUAGCAGGUGAGGUGAGAAUUACUAGUCUCUCAAAGCAAAGUAUGGUGAAAACCCUACUUACUUUCUCGCUAAGAGAGCGAGCGAGCAGGGAUUCUUCAGACACUAUUUUAAAAGUUUAGCUGGACUUAUUGGCAAGUGCAAAACUGACACCCUUCACCUUGAAACUAUUCAAGUUUCAGGACUAAGCUAGUUAUUGCAUGGGAGAUGCAUGUACCAGUCUCCCCAGUUGUUGUUUCUCCAGUGGGUGGGGGACCCAUAGUAGACUGCAAGUUUGGUUUUGGUAAAGGGGCUGUUUGACCCCACUGGAUUUUCAGAAUUGGUCCCUCCAACUGACUGUCCACUCAUGGGAGAAAUUCUUUAUUUUUUCUCCUGUGGGUGAAAAAGUCACUUGGAGAAGGAACAACUUGAGCUGAAUAAAUGGCUGGUGGGGGAAGGAUUAAGCAACUCCUCCCCACUGCUAUUCUUUUGGUUCAUACUGGCAGUUUCUGCAGUCCAUCUUCCAUGUAGCUUCUCUUUGGCCCUCUGCUCUUGAGUCCUCUUUGUAGGCUAUAUUCUUGUACCCCAACCAACAAUCCUGUUGGCUCUUCUGGUUGCAGUGUUAUACUGAGAGCUCAAAGUUCAACAUUUCUCUGGCCUGUUGUUUUCCUGGCUCGAGAAUUAUGAUCUAUCCUAUGUUAUCAGUUGCCAAGUCCUCAAGCUAUCCAUGUGCCCCCAUGACAGCUGCUACCAUAAUAAUGCAGCCCCUCUUGCUGUAGUGGGCCUGUGGAUAGCACAGACAAGAUGUCCAGAUAAACAGAUAAUCCUGGAUGGAUGGGUGAGAUUAUCAGUAAAGAAGCAUCUGUUUGGGGAGAGAAAGUUGGGUCCUGCAGCCCAAAAAGAAUAUAUCCUUGGAGUCGGGUAUCUAGUGAUAGAGAUACUGUAUGUUCCUAUGGAGCACUGGUAAGCAGGUUGUGUGAUGGUGGAUGGAUGAAAACAACUUGAGAUCUGACUUGAAGUCAUGAAAAAUAUAUUUUAUUUUCAUUG